Molecule: messenger RNA, 1881 nt
Organism: Tachyglossus aculeatus (Australian echidna)
Lineage: Eukaryota; Metazoa; Chordata; Mammalia; Monotremata; Tachyglossidae
Gene: TSTD2
Product: thiosulfate sulfurtransferase like domain containing 2
Exons: 11
Coding region: 182-1681 (499 amino acids)
Source: RefSeq, a predicted model, not a curated record
UUUCGAAAGUUCGAGCGGCCGCGGCUGUGUGAGUUCCAUUUAGGAACCAUCUCUGCGGUUCCAAGGUUUCGCCUGAAAUACUCCCUGCUCACAGACACCGGAAUUAUUCAUUUAGAGCGGAGGAAACAGCAGCGGUCACCCAAACAGGAAGAAUUUAAAGCCGGGUUGCAGCACCAGAGCAAUGAUGCCUUCGUCCAUCCGAUCAGACGCGGGGGAAGAAUUAGAAUCUUUUUUUUUAAGGUUUCCUGAUCUGGAUUUGAAAGAUACAGACUCUAUUACUCCCAUCAGCAACCUCAAAGCAGAAUUAGAUGCCAGCAUGAGGAAGAAGUAUACAUUUGCAAAGAAAAAGGCAUUUGCCCUCUUUGUCAAAGCAAAGGAAGUUCCUUCAUGGACCGGCGGCCCUUCCUCCAACAGUAGAGGAGUGUCAUGGAAAUGUUGCAGACAGAGAUUUAAGGACCGAACCAGCAUUCAUAAACACGUAGCUGCACUACACACCAGCGACAUUUUUCAGCAGACUGCCUCAGUUUUAAAGCAACUGGCUGAUGAGACUGGCUCUUCAAGAAGCUGUGUUUCUGCAGGCGAGAUAAAUCAGCCAAGUGAACCCCUCAGGUCUGCUAGCCGUGAGGUGUCCAUCGGGAUUCCUGACCUAGGCUGCGUUACCUCUGAUGAACUGACAAGUGCAGAUGGCAAUAAUCAAGGAGAGGUGCUGUUAUUUUAUUGUUACUGUGAAGUAAAGGAUCCUGAGCAGAUAUAUGCCUGGCAAAAGACUUUGUGCCAGUGUCUGCACCUCACAGGAAAGGUGCGAAUUGCUACUGAAGGAAUAAAUGGAACGGUGGGUGGCAGCAAAAUAGCAACCAGUCUUUAUGUGGAGGCGAUGCUCUCCUAUCCCUUGUUUAAAAAUAUCUUAAGUAAAGAAGAUUUCAAGACCAGCAAAGGAGGAGCCUACUGUUUUCCAAACCUUCGAGUUGGAGUAUUUGAAGAAAUUGUGCCCAUGGGUAUUAGUUCCAACAAGAUCUCCUACAAAGAACCUGGAGUCCAUUUAUCGCCGGGUGAAUUUCAUAAGGAAGUAGAAAAGUAUUUAUCUCGGGCUAAUCAAGAGCAAAAUGACACCAUUUUAUUGGACUGCAGAAACUUUUAUGAAAGCAAAAUAGGACAUUUCCGGUGCUGCCUGGCUCCAGACAUAAGGAAGUUCAGUUAUUUCCCCAGCUAUGUGGAUAAAAACCUAGAACUUUUUAAAGACAAGCGAGUGUUGAUGUACUGUACUGGAGGAAUCCGUUGUGAAAAGGGCUCAGCCUACCUCAAAGCUAAGGGAGUUUGCAAGGAAGUGUACCAGCUGAAAGGCGGCAUCCACAAAUACCUGGAAGAGUUUCCAGAUGGCUUCUACAGAGGGAAAUUGUUUGUUUUUGAUGAACGUUAUGCUCUCUCUUCCAGUAAUGACAUAGUUUCAGAGUGCAGAUACUGUGGAACGCAGUGGGACCAGUAUAAACUUUGCUCCACUGUACCUUGCCACCAGCUUGUCCUGACCUGCUUUCAGUGCACAGAGAAAGGUCUUACAGCUUGUUGUCCUGUUUGUCAGGAAAAAGGAGUCCACCUCGCUUUAAGUCCUACUAAGAAAGUUUUCAAAGAAGAAUGUGAAUGCACAGCCAAAAGGCUCCGCAUACCAACUGAACCCCUACAGUAAAGAAGAGCCUUUUUGAUGAUGAAAAUAAUCAGCUUGAUAAAGCCAGGUAUCAAUUCUGUAUUUUUCAGGUCUCACCUGAGUGCUAAUGAUCUUAACAUUUUUCCUGUAGAAAACUUGAUUUUAAGUCUCUACUCCCAAAGAAGUUCCCAGCUUUGGAAAUAGGGGAGAAGGAAAGAAACAAUCAAUAGUAGUGGUAUUUG